UAAAUCAUCCUGUCGCCCUCUCUCUCUCUCUCUCUCUCUCUUUUCUCUCUUUCUCUCUGCUUGAAAUUGUACUGACAUGGCUACUAACUAAAUGGGGUUUCUCUAAUUGACCGUACAAUCACACAAAGCUUAAAUUUUUCUUCUUCAACGUACAACUAUUACUUCACUAGGAACUUAAUUCCUUCAGAUUUUCAAGAAAAAAGGUGUGAAUUGCUCUUUUAUAACCAUGCAUACUACUGUAUUUUCCAAAGGAAAUGAGGGGGUUGUCCAGAAUCAAUCUGUUGCAACAUUGUGCACUGCUCCUUGGUGGAGUAGUGGUUUUAUGUCUCAAUCUGUGGCUUUUGCUGAGCCUUUUGGACAAUUGAAAUCUGCAUCUGUGGAGCAGCAGCCUAAGGGGAAUGCAACAGAGUUCACUAUUUCCUCUGUAUCUUCUUCAGGUGAUUGCAAAUCUUCAGCAAAUGGGCAAAAACUUUCAAACGUUCAGGCUGCUACCUCUGUUCGCGCAGCUAAUAUGGACUACCGAGGUCACUUUGAUCUAGGUUUUGGUCAGUCCCUGAUUUCUGCAAAAUAUCCUUAUGGAGAGCAAUGCAUUGGGUUAUUUUCAGCUUAUGCUCCUCAACUUUCGGGCCGCAUUAUGCUACCAUUGAAUUUGGCUUCUGAUGAAGGUCCGAUAUUCGUAAAUGCCAAGCAGUAUCAUGGGAUACUAAGGCGUCGAAAGACCCGGGCUAAGGAAAUGGAGAAAAAAGCUCUUAAACCACGCAAGCCGUACUUGCACCUCUCUCGCCAUCUCCAUGCUUUGCGCCGACCUAGGGGCUGUGGUGGUCGCUUCUUGAACACAAGGAAUAUGAAUGGAACUAUGAAGGGUGGAAAAAACCCCGAUAUGUUCAAGACAGGCGAUGUUCAAAACUUUUACCCUACCGGAUCCCAGAAUUCUGAAGUGCUGCAGUCUGAUAGCAGCAAUUUGAGCUCACCAAAAGAAACAUCUGGAAGUAGGUUCUUUGAUUCAUCAGGGGUCACUAACAUGUACUCUAGUGGCAAUCUUGAUCCUCUUCUGUUCCAAAACCUGAGGCCUCCGGUCCAGGCAAUACCGGACAUGAUGAAUACUGGACACGGUAUUUUCAUGUCUGGUAAGUGGGUUGGCACAGCAGAUAGCUGUUGCAACCUCAAAGUUUGAUAGCCUUGGCUUGAGAACGAGGUCAGGUGUCACGAGUUGAGCCUCACCUCAUCCGUGCUACAACCUAAUGCAUACACAUUUGGUUGCUGACAAUUGUCGGAUCAUCCUUGGCUAUCAUGGGCAGUUCAUCCUUGGCUUAGCAUUAACGCGGUGCCUCUAUCGUUCUAUUGCUAUCAAGCAACGUGGAUGGUAAGAGGCACUAAAGCCUUAAUGCUACUUUAUUUUCAGCUCUUUGUAGGAUAAAUAAACUUGUUUUUGAUAAGAUGAUGACGAUGAUGACCCUGUCGAUCGGGGUCUCUGAUGUUGCAGUGUGUUUGGAUUACUGUUUUGUGAUUUUGGUUUGUGAAAAAUACAAUGAUGUAUGAUUGAACUUGAUCCAUGCAAAUUGGUGUGUUUUCAGACUGGUAUUUUGUAUAAUGGGAGUGUAGAUUGUGUUGUGUUUGCAACUGUCAUGUAAUCUAUAGUUACCUUCUCAUUAUGCAUUUUGAAGAA
Molecule: messenger RNA, 1666 nt
Organism: Solanum tuberosum (potato)
Lineage: Eukaryota; Viridiplantae; Streptophyta; Magnoliopsida; Solanales; Solanaceae
Product: nuclear transcription factor Y subunit A-10
Exons: 6
Coding region: 227-1174 (315 amino acids)
Biological process (GO): regulation of DNA-templated transcription
Molecular function (GO): DNA-binding transcription factor activity
Source: RefSeq, a predicted model, not a curated record